AUGGUUUUUCAGUCUGGCGGCGGUAUGCCGCAGAUACCAGCUUCGUAUUAUGAGAAUUUCCUUGAAAGUUUAGCUCAAAUUGUGUCUAAACUUUUAACUGAUCAAGAAACCGAAAAAGUGCUGCUGUCUAUUCGUUCAUUCCAAGAAAAGUUGAAACAUCUCAGUAGUCAGAACUUGAAUCGACUCAACAUGGAAAUCUCUGCCUCCGAAAAGAAAGACCCUCAUUUGUGUCGUCAUGAGGGAAAGAGUUGUGCACAAAACUGUACCAGAGGAUUCAUAAAGACCUUUGUCGUUGCAUUCGCUGUAAAGUAUUUAAUCGGUAUUUUACCUACUCUCUUGACAGGAAAUAUUCUCAAAAGGCCUGCUAUCUUGCGACAAAUGGCCGGAAGCACAUUCACUAGUAGUUACAAAGGAAUAUUAUGUGGCAUGAGACAUUUAAGAAAGACAAGUGACGCAAAAUCCGAUAAAUUAAACGCAUUUGUUGCAGGAAGUUUAGCUGGUUUAGCUCUUGCAUUCGACCGUAAUAAAUCCAGAAGACAAUCCAUCAUGCUCUAUUUGUUUACAAGAGCCCUCCAAUUUAACGGUGCCUGGUUAAUGAAAAAAUGGGCCAUCAAGCGCAAACAAGAUCACCCCGGUGAAACCAAGUUGGACGAUCACAUAGCUAAAUAUCUUUCCAAAUACUCGGGUGUUGGUGUCAUGAUGAUCGCAAGUGCCCAGUUAAUUUACGCCUUCUUAUUCAACUAUGAAACCCUACCUAAAUCUUACUUUGCCUUCUUAUUGACACAAGGUGGAUUCAAGACAAAUUUCGGUCGUAUGGCAGGACGUGUGGCAGAAGCAGUUGGUAUUACCAUUAAUCAUUUAGUAGAAGAUAAAUCUUCGGUAAUUAUUCCUGCUGGUGUAUCGAGUCGUCAAUUCGUCUCGCAAUCAAUCAGUCCCAACAUCGGUAACGCUAUUAGUCCAAGAAUGAAUCAUCAUUUUAUUGUGUGUGCGCUUCAGCAUCCGUUGACUGAUAGCUGUACGGGUAACAAAGUCACUCUUUUCAAAGAUCAAUUUUUAAGAUCUCUCAAGAUGUAUGUGCCUCUUAAUGUCGUAAUUUGCACUAUCUUGCUUGAGAUCUACCCUAUUCUUGACCAUGUACGUUGUCAUGGGAUUGUCCACACCGUGUGUAUUGCGAAAUAUAUUUGGUAA
Molecule: messenger RNA, 1188 nt
Organism: Mucor mucedo
Lineage: Eukaryota; Fungi; Mucoromycota; Mucoromycetes; Mucorales; Mucoraceae
Exons: 6
Coding region: 1-1188 (395 amino acids)
Source: RefSeq, a predicted model, not a curated record